UCCUGCAUGAACAAGUAACUGAUCCUAGCCUGUGGAUUUCCCUGCAAGAUAAAGGAGAGCAAUGGUUUCCUCUACAGACAUUCACUGGCUUGCCUAUAUAAAAUAAGAAAGUGUCCACCCAGAGAGAAAUUGCAUCACUGAACUUCCUCUCUUUUCUGUUGUGAAAUUGUUGUGUUUAUAUUCCUGCAGUCCUAUUUUAGCAGGCACACAAUCUUCAUGCCGUCUGAAGUACUUGCCAAGGUAGCACAGCCAACUGAAUCUGGCUCAGCCCCUACCAGCGCAGCUAAUGAUGCAGGUCCAAGUGGUACAGGCAUCUAUUCUGCCAUUAUUAGCAGAAACUUGCCCAUUAUAGGUGGGCGGGAAAAGACUUUUGAGGAACUGCGGAAGAAAUGCUUGGAAAGAAAGGUCCUCUUUGAAGAUCGGGAAUUCCUAGCUAAUGACAGCUCUUUGUUCUACAGCCAAAAUUUUCCAGUUAAGUUUGAAUGGAAGCGACCUCCGGAAAUAUGCGAAAAUCCUGAGUUUAUAAUUGGUGGGGCGAACAGAACAGAUAUCUGUCAAGGAGAUUUAGGUGACUGCUGGUUUUUGGCUGCCAUUGCUUGUCUAACCCUCAAUGAAAAGUUACUUUUCCGUGUCAUACCUCCAGACCAAAACUUCACCGAAAACUAUGCUGGGAUAUUUCAUUUUCAGUUUUGGCGCUAUGGAGACUGGAUAGAUGUAAUCAUUGAUGACUGCUUGCCGACCUUUAACAAUCAGCUAGUAUUUACCAAGUCUUCUCAGCGGAAUGAGUUCUGGAGUGCACUGUUGGAAAAAGCUUAUGCAAAGUUACAUGGAUCUUACGAGGCACUUAAAGGUGGAAAUACUACAGAAGCCAUGGAGGACUUCACUGGUGGAGUUACAGAGUUUUAUGAAAUAAAGGAUGCACCAAAAGACUUGUUCAAAAUCAUGAGAAAUGCUUUUGAAAGGGGCUCACUCAUUGGAUGCUCAAUCGAUGAAAUUAAUGGUUUAUCCUAUGGUAUUUCACCUCCUUCUGAUAUGGGGCAAUCAAUAAUGCGAAUGAUACAAAGUGUGGGUGACAAGCAGGCCGAUUUAGAUGGAAAAGGCUUGGAACCAAAACCAUCAGUGGCUAUUGUACCUGCACAGUUUGAGACCCGUAUGUCCAGUGGACUGGUUAAAGGUCACGCUUAUUCUGUAACAGGAGUGGAAGAGACACCUUUUAAAAUGGAGAAGGUAAAGCUUGUCCGUCUUAGAAACCCAUGGGGACAAGUGGAAUGGAACGGAUCUUGGAGUGACAAUUCCAAGGAAUGGAAUAUAAUUGAUAAAGCUGAGAAAGGUCGUCUUCAACAUCAGAUAAAAGAAGACGGUGAAUUCUGGAUGUCAUUUGAAGAUUUCUUGAAGAACUUCACAAAGCUGGAGAUUUGCAACCUAACAGCAGAUGCUCUGGAAUCAGACAGGUUACAAACAUGGACGGUGUCCGUUAAUGAGGGACGAUGGGUCAGAGGCUGCUCAGCAGGUGGAUGUCGAAAUUUUCCAGACACCUACUGGACCAACCCUCAGUACCGUCUAAAGCUUUUGGAGGAAGAUGAUGACCCAGAAGACAAUGAAGUUGUCUGCAGUUUCCUUGUUGCCUUAAUGCAGAAAAACCGCAGAAAAGAUCGGAAAAUGGGAGCCAAUCUGUACACAAUUGGCUUUGCUAUUUAUGAGGUCCCAAAAGAGAUGCAUGGAAAUAAACAGCAUCUACAGAAGGACUUCUUCUUGUACAAUGCAUCCAAAGAUCGGUGUAAGUCCUAUAUCAACAUGAGAGAAGUCUCACAGCGUUUCAGACUACCUCCCAGUGAAUAUGUCAUCAUCCCCUCCACCUAUGAGCCACACCAGGAAGGAGAAUUUAUUCUGAGAGUCUUUUCAGAGAAAAGAAAUGUUUCAGAAGAAGUUGAAAACAAGAUUGAAGCAGACCGACCAAGUAAAAAGAAAAAAGUCAAGCCAAUCAUCUUUGUAUCGGACAGAGCAAACAGCAAUAAGGAGUUGAGUGUGGAUGAAGUGUCUGACGAAGAGAAGAAAAAAAAGGCAGCCGAUCAAAAAGAGAAAAAAGAUAAGACCUCCGGAAACACAGACAAAGAAACUGAAGAGGAGAAGCAAUUCAGGAACAUCUUCCAGCAGAUUGCAGGGGAUGACAUGGAGAUCAGUGCUGAUGAGCUGCAGAGUGUUCUGAAUAGAGUUGUAAAUAAACAUAAAACCCUCAAGAUUGAAGGAUUUACCCUGGAGUCUUGCCGCAGUAUGAUUGCUCUCAUGGAUACAGAUGGCUGUGGUCGACUGAAUUUGCAGGAGUUCCAGCACCUGUGGAAAAAGAUCAAGGAGUGGCAGAAAAUAUUUAUUAAAUAUGAUGCAGACCAGUCUGGAACAAUCAACAGUUAUGAGAUGCGAAAUGCUGUUAAUGAAGCAGGGUUUCAUCUGAACAACCAGCUGUAUGACAUCAUCACAAUGCGCUAUGCAAAUAAGCAUAUGAACAUUGACUUUGAUAGCUUCAUUUGUUGCUUUGUUCGCCUGGAAGGAAUGUUUAGAGCAUUCCAUGCCUUUGACAAAGACGGAGAUGGAAUCAUCAAGCUCAAUGUGUUGGAGUGGCUGCAGCUCACCAUGUAUGCCUAAAGUCAUCAUAAGCUACACUGACCUCAGCUCUUGUCCCUCAUUCACUUUCAUACAAGGACCGACUCAGGAUCUCUGUUGGACAGAGCAAACCUUUACCUCAUAAACCCUAAUAUAUGUUUAAUAACAGUUUACUAAAAGCCACA
Molecule: messenger RNA, 2783 nt
Organism: Nanorana parkeri
Lineage: Eukaryota; Metazoa; Chordata; Amphibia; Anura; Dicroglossidae
Gene: CAPN3
Product: calpain 3
Exons: 24
Coding region: 217-2640 (807 amino acids)
Biological process (GO): negative regulation of apoptotic process; proteolysis
Cellular component (GO): cytoplasm
Molecular function (GO): calcium-dependent cysteine-type endopeptidase activity; calcium ion binding
Source: RefSeq, a predicted model, not a curated record